Molecule: messenger RNA, 2470 nt
Organism: Truncatella angustata
Lineage: Eukaryota; Fungi; Ascomycota; Sordariomycetes; Amphisphaeriales; Sporocadaceae
Exons: 1
Coding region: 297-2276 (659 amino acids)
Molecular function (GO): oxidoreductase activity
Source: RefSeq, a predicted model, not a curated record
CCUUUUCAGCAUAUUUGAUUUGUCGUCGAUGAAUUAUGUGAGAUGGAAUGGCUUUUGCGAUUGCCUUUCAUGGACACUUUUGGGGCCGUCGCUUACUCAUAGACAAGCCACACUCUGACCGUGACCUACAUCGCAAAAUGGAUGCUCCAAUAGAGGAACGCUGGAAAACAAUUUGUCAUAACCGAAUGCAUUUCGCGCCCUUCGCAAAGACAUAUACGGUGCCGAGAAAGGAACAUCUCUAACGUAGAGAACUACCACUCUAACAUCAUCUUUAUUGUGGCAAUUCUUCUUACUUGAUGACUUUUCACAUCAGUAUAUGUGCUUUUGUCGUCUACGCCGCUCUCACAACUCUAUCAGCCCAGACAGAAUUAGCAGAAAGCAUGGCUACACUGGGACUCCGUAGCAAUUGGCACUCCGGCGAGGAGGAAGUCCACCGUUUACUCCGCGUGCCACACGGUGACAACCCGACUUAUCCGGGGUUGGCACCACAAUAUCACAGACGUAUCAUGAAUUCGCCUCUGGUUGCAUUUGGCACUCUAGAUCAACAGGGUCGUCCUUGGACGACACUUUGGGGUGGCGAAGUUGGUUUCUGUCGACCUAUUGCCAACAACUUUUUGGGAGUAAACACAAAAGCGGACGCGCUGUUCGACCCUGUAAUGCAAGAACUUUUUGCUGUUCAGGAAGAAGGGGCCUCCGAAAGGCAGAUCGUGGAUGAGCGGUUAGUGAAGCCGGACGGUGGCAGGGUGAUGGCUGCAUUGUCCAUCGACCUAGAGACGCGCGACCGUGUAAAAGCGGCUGGUCGAUUCGUUGCCGGAGCUGUUAUUAGUAGGACGGAUGAUGGAGUCGGAGAGCUUCAGCUGGCAUUUGAGGUCCAGGAGACCUUGGGCAACUGUCCGAAAUACCUGAACAAGAAGCACAUCACACCACACUCCCCGCAUCCGGAGCUUCUCAGCAAUGGCAAUGGGCUCCAACUGCCGAAAGAAGCCGUCGAGCUGCUACAGAAAGCAGAUCUGUUCUUCAUCUCUUCCAAGCAUGGGAACGGGAGCAUGGAUGUGAACCACCGAGGCGGUCCGCCCGGCCUCUUGCGACUUGACCGAAACGAGGCGGGUAGCGUUACACUCGUCUUUCCAGAGUACUCGGGAAACAGGCUCUACCAGACUCUAGGCAAUUUACAAGCAGACCCUGUUUGCGGACUCGUGGUUCCAGACUUCGAGACCGGAAAUGUUCUCUACGUCACCGGCCGCACCACGACGCUGAUCGGAGACAAAGCGUCGGCGUAUCUACCGCACACGAAUCUGGCUGUCAAAGUAGACGUUGAUGAGGUACGGUUCGUCAAGGACGGCCUACCUUUUCGCGGUACUGUAAUCGACUAUUCGCCGUACAACCCGCCUGUCCGGCGACUCCUCAGCGAACAGCAGCAGGAUGGCUCAACACCGGACGCCGGGCCUGGUACCAUCGCAACUGCCACCUUGGUCCAGCGAGAUAUCAUAACCCCUACCAUCGCCCGAUUUGUUUUUGAUCUCACGCUCGGUCCGUUGGCUUCGAAAGACAAGGCACCCACCAAAGAGUCCCUAUGGCAGCCCGGUCAGCACGUCACGCUCGAUUUCGGGCCCGAGCUGGACCAUGGAUGGAGCCACAUGCGCGAAGAUGACCCCCAGAGUCUGAAUGACGACUUCGUGCGGACCUUCACCAUCAGUGCCCCCCCGUCGACGAGCCCAGAUCCGAAGAGAGUAGAGCUGGAAAUCACAGCGAGGCGACACGGACCCGUGACGGGCUUGUUGUGGAAAUGGAAUCUCAGGGCUCCCCUAGAGGUACCCGUGGUGGGCUUUGGUGGCAGUGAUGGAUUCCGUUUGCCUUACGGGAAGGAGAGCGGGACGGAUGUUGUUUUUGUGGCGGGAGGCGUGGGUAUCACGCCCUUGAUGGCACAGGCGAAGAAACUUCUAGAGAGCGACAAGAAAAGUUUGAAGCUGCUGUGGACUUUGAGGGCGGGAGAUCUCCCACUGGCUGUGAAGGUCUUCGAGCAACUCGAGGGACUGGAUAAAGUUACGAACCUCUUCGUAACAGGACGGGGUAUGGAGCAGAACUCUGAGACAUUAAAAAGGCUGCGAAUGUCGGGUGUAGUCAUCGAAGAGCGUAGGGUGAGGUCUGAAGAUAUCUUGGAGCUGGGGGAAAAGGGUCGGAGGAGAUAUUAUUGCUGCACUGGAACUACAUUGAUGACGGAACUGUCCAAGUGGUUGAAAGAUGAGGAUAUGGUGUACGAGAGUUUCAACUACUAAUGAUGCAUCGAAGCGAUCACCAAGCACUCUCACGAGCUGAGGUAUUUCCCCCCUGCUUCGCUGGGGUCUCAUGCCGUCGAAGUUGGAGGAUGAUAACAUGGUAUAAUCGUCAUGUACUACAAGCCCCUAUUCUAUGGCUUCAAGAAAAUACAAACAUGGGCGAUCCGUACCUCGCCGGUUCCUAUUGUUCAAGC